Chenopodium quinoa (quinoa) is the source of this 1111-nucleotide messenger RNA. RefSeq lists its product as uncharacterized. Bases 129 to 1070 code for a protein of 313 amino acids. The transcript has 5 exons. NCBI's taxonomy places the organism in Eukaryota, Viridiplantae, Streptophyta, Magnoliopsida, Caryophyllales, Amaranthaceae. The record is from RefSeq and is a predicted model, not a curated record.
AACACUAAGGAAAUUUGUUAAGUUGGUAACAAGUUGUCAACACUCUUUGAAUGCUAGAGCAGAGGUUGAAUGUUAUUUCAAUCUUUUAAAAGAAAAGAUUGAGAGUGUUACUGGUACUAUUGAUUUUAAUGAACCGGUUGAAGGUAUUGAAAUUGUUGAUCAUGAAGAAUCCGGCAAAAUCAAGACCUAUUGGAGAGAGGAAUUAUAGGCCUAAGAGUAAUUUAGAGAAGGCUUAUAACAAAGCCAGGGGUCAGUGGUUGAAGAAAAAGUCAGUAUACACUCCUUAUAAAAGAUCUAAAGGUCAAGCAGUAGUUCAGGAAUUGGACGAGAAUGGGUGUCCUAUAUCUUAUGCUAAUUCUUUGGCUGAUCCUAAUGAGUUAAUUGUGAUUGAAGAUCCAAGUGCUCAGGUUUGUAAUAAAAAGACUGCCAUUGUAGAAGAUAUCCCUUCAGAUGAUAGUGUUUCAAAUGACUUUGAACAGGAAUAUGGAUAUAGCUCUAUGCAAUCAAACAUUACUGUUGAUCCAGACAUAUCUUCUAUUGUUAAGGGUAAAACAGCUGCAAUUGCUCAUGAUGUUGAUAAUUUUCCAACAAGUUCUCAAUUGCCACCAAAGAAACCAAGAAAUGUACAAUUUCCCACAGUUGUGCAUGCUCAAAUCAAUGCUCAAGCUCCUUCUAAAGUUUCUAGCAUUGUUCAAAAUCCUCCAAAAGCUCCAAGAAAUGUUCAAGUUCGUUCUAGUGUUCCGAAGAAAGUUCAAGCUCCUUCUAAUGUUCCAAGAAGUACUCAAGGCUGUUCUCGGAAUGUUCAAGUUGAUUCUAGUAUUUCAAGAAAUGUGCAUGAUGUUCCUAAUGUUCCAAGAAGUACUCAAGGAAAUUCAAGGAAUGUGCAAGUUUCUCCUAGUGUUUCAAGGAAUGUUCUACUUUCUCCUAGUGUUUCAAUGAAUGUUCAAGGAUCUCCUACUGUUUCAAGAAGUACUCAAGGAGGUUCUCCACAGAUUUCAACCAAAUAUGAUAGGUUAUUAGCGUUUUUUGAUACUAGUGUGGCUAAGAGAUUGGCUACAAAUGGUAAAUAAGAGAGUAAAUCAAUAUGCAAUUAUGUUUUGGUGUUUAACUA